This is a messenger RNA of Cuscuta epithymum, 1275 nucleotides long. The record is from the annotation of a GenBank genome assembly. NCBI's taxonomy places the organism in Eukaryota, Viridiplantae, Streptophyta, Magnoliopsida, Solanales, Convolvulaceae.
CUUUAUUGUGACUAUCUCCGACAUUAAUCAUAUGACAACAUUGAUCGAAGGAUAUGACCCGCGAGAUGAGGAAAUUGUGUCCCAAUUUUGACAGAGAAGAUGGGCUAGAGACGGUGUUGGAAGUGCCAAUUCCGGAGGAAAUGUUUUCGAGCAUGGGGAAUAAUGUUGCUGUUCGAUGGCAAAACAUGUCGACAUGGAUGAAAGCUCAAACAUUGGAUAAGUGGUCAUCACCAGUUAUUGUUGCCCGUUACAAUGAGAUGAGCUUCCUGCUGUAUACUUUAGGAUCUCCUUUGAUCCCUCUCCAAGUUCAUUUGGACCCUUCUGUUCAACGCCCUAUAAAAAAUUCCCCAAUAGAGGCAUCGACGGCUAAGUACAUAAUCACGCAAUACAUUGCAGCAAUAGGAGGACAAGCUGUAAUAAAUAAUGUGCGUAGCAUGUGCAUAAUUGGACACAUAAAGAUUGGGACGUCUGAUUUUCAUCAAGGUGACCAAAAUGUUAAAGCAAGGACAAAUGAGGAGCGAGGUGGGUUUUUGCUUUGGCACAAGAACCCUAACCUAUGGUGCCUUGAGAUGCUCAUAUCUGGAUGUAAAGUUAUAUCUGGAAGUAAUGGUAAAAUAGUCUGGAGGCAAUCCUCUAAUCAACAAAGGCCUAUCAGUAAAGGCUCUCCCAGGCCUCUUCGUAGAUUUUUGCAGGGUCUUGAUCCCAGAUCUAUAGCCAACUUAUUUAUAGGCGCAGUGUGCAUAGGGGAGAAGAUAAUAAAUGGCGAAGAUUGUUUCAUACUUAAACUCGAGACUACGCAAUCUGAUUUAGAGGCACAAAGUGGUCCAAACUUUGAAAUAAUUCAUCAUACCAUAUGGGGAUACUUUAGUCAAAGAUCAGGACUUUUGGUGAAGUUCGAAGACUCAAGACUCCUCACCGUGAAAUCGAGUAGAGAAGAAGAAGGGGUAUUUUGGGAAACAAGCAAUGAGUCCAUGAUUGAAGACUAUAAGUAUGUGGAUGGUGUUAAUAUUGCGCAUGGCGGAAAAACUUUUGUCACUGUUUUCAGAUAUGGUGAACAAUCAGCAAAUCACAAGAGGGAACUCCAAGAAACUUGGAAAAUAGAAGAUGUUGACUUUAAUGUUGAUGGCUUGUCUGAUGAGUUCUUCAUGCCUCCUACCGAAUUUAAGAAAGAUUUUUGAGCUGGACAAAAUGUAUAUGUUCCUUGAAGAAUUAGCUAGCACUAACUUUUGUUUUUUGCUUUUUAUGUUGAUAUUGUAAAUUUGUGAGUUUUUUGCA